AUGUCCUCAGACUCAGAGAAACGGGAAGAAAGGGAAGCAAUUUUAGAUGAAGAAGGCGAUGUAUACGAAACCCCAGAAGAAAUUGAACUAGAUGAACGUCAAGCUGUACACGAGGAGGAAAAUUGGGAGUCGACAGGAGACAGUGACACCGAAAACGACAGUGAUCCUUCGGGCACGGACAGAUUAUCAAGCGAAAAUGCUGAUGAGCUUGAUAGUCCAUGUCUCUGCAAGGAAACAAGUGGAAAUGAUGAAGGGAAAGCUUCAGUGUCGAGUAGUAAUAAUAAAAGAAAAUUAAGGUCAAAGAAAGCUUCCUCCCAAGAGAACAGUGAUGAUAAUGAUAGCUGGGACAAUAGUGACUCAGAUGAGGAACCAGAGCUUUUGCAAUCUACUGACAGUGACUCUGAUAAUGGACCUACUACUGACGAACCUAAAACUUUAGAACGUUUAGGAAUCGCGUUGAAUAAAAGUGAACGUAUCUGGAAGAGCCAUAAAAGUUUGCAUUCUCGAGAGUUAGGUUUCAGCACACCGUAUUUGUUUACAAGGAAUGUGACAGGUUCAUUAAACAUGAUUCAGAAAUUCAAAUUGGAGAGAAAGCUUGAAUAUCAUACUGGAUGU
Messenger RNA from Paramuricea clavata, 615 nucleotides. Lineage: Eukaryota; Metazoa; Cnidaria; Anthozoa; Malacalcyonacea; Plexauridae. The record is from the annotation of a GenBank genome assembly.